GACAGCGCCCGCCCCGCCACCCGCCCUGGAGCACCGGCCCCGGUGCUGAGCGGAAGCUCCAGCGGCAAGAACGCCCUGCGGAUGCCUCGCCGGCCGGACAUGUGAGGACAGCAGGGAGCCGGAGCCCGGGCCGCGCUCGGGAGGCGUGGGAGCCCGGAGCGGGCGGGCAGGUCGGGCCGCUCCCUCACGUCGGGGUUCCGCCGAGACGUGCCGUCCCCGCCCCGCGCCUUGCGGAGACGUGCCCGCACCUCCCCAGGCUCCUGCCGGGCUCGGGAGACGCAGCUGGCCCCGGGGGCGCGGCGGAAAGGAAACUCCCGCAGGGGAUCCUCCGAGGGGACGGAGAAGCGGGCUUUGACAGGUGCCCAAACAUUUAGCCGGAAGCAAAGCCUUGGGAGAGGACUUUCCAAGGGGCUAGAGAAAAAGGAAGACUUAGGAAGUUGGCGUCUCAGGUGUAAAAGUGACGGGAAUGCAGGAACUGGAAUUCAGCACACGCGCCUCACGGGGAAGUUUCCUUUUAUUGCUUUAUUGAGAAAUUUCCUUUCUCAUGAGAAAUCUCCAAAAAGAAACCUUAGCUGGAAAUCAGGAUGCUCCCAGGAGGCCCCGAGCCAACUCUGGACCUCUAAGGAUUUCGUCAGAGCCUUACACUUGCUUUCCAAGCUGUUGGUCUACCAUAUUUCCUACAUGAGAGUGGCGGAUGUGCGUCUGUUUGUUGAAGCUUAUCCUGCGUGAGACACCAUUUGGUUCAGCUUCAUGAGGAGGUCACGAAUUGGGAUUUCAGGAGAAAAUGCUUUCAAAACAGACAGCAGCCCUGGGGACAGGAUGGGAGUCGAUGAAUAUGCAGCUGGAUGGGACAGAGCCUCGGGUGGAAAGGGGAAGCCAGGAGGAAGGACCAUGGAGAACGGCACCGGCGCCGCGGCCACUGGAGCACCUCUGCUGUGGCCGUGAAGACGAGCCACAGUCCCUUCAGAAGGCUCAGUCUGCUCCCUGGGUUCCUGCCAUUCCCCAGGAGGGGAGCACCGGAGACUGGGAGAUGGCAGCUGCACUUCUUGCAGCCGGAUCACAGGGCCUGGUAACCAUCAAAGAUGUAUCACUGUGCUUCUCUCAGGAAGAGUGGCGGAGCCUGGACCCCUCUCAGACAGACUUUUAUGGAGAAUACGUCAUGCAGGAAAACUGUGGAAUAGUGGUUUCUCUGAGAUUUCCAAUUCCCAAACUGGACAUGCUUUCUCAAGUAGAAGCAGGAGAAGAACAGUGGGUCCCUGAUGCCCAGGAUUUAGAGGAGAGAGACAUCCUCCGGGUCACAUAUACAGGAGAUGGAAGUGAACAGGAAGGGGACACCCCUGACCUGGAAGCAGAACCUCCCAGGAUGUUAUCCAGUGUGUCUGAAGAUACUGUUCUCUGGAACCCGGAGCGGGAUGAAAGCUGGGAUUCCACACCCGGGAGCUCCAGAGGGCUGCUCCUGGGCCCACCUUUUCUUCAGGAAGAUAGCUUCUCAAACCUCCUGUGUAAUCCAGAGAUGGACUCCCUGUUAAGACCCCAUACCUGCCCCCAGUGUGGGAAGCAGUUUGUGUGGGGCUCCCACCUUGCCAGGCAUCAGCAGACACACACUGGAGAGAGGCCCUACAGCUGCCUCAAGUGUGAGAAGAGUUUUGGGCGAAGACAUCACCUCGUCAGGCACCAGAAAACCCACCUGCGCGACAGACCCAGCCGGUGCUCUGACUGUGGCAAGAAUUUCCGAUGCAGCGCGCAUUUGGCCAGCCACCAGAGGGUGCACGCGGAAGGCAAGUCCUGCAAGGGCCGAGAGGCCGGAGAGAGCGCGGGGGCUAGGCGGCGGCAGCACGCAGCGCCGGCGCCCAAGUGCCACGUGUGCACGGAGUGUGGGAGGAGCUUCGGCCGAAGGCACCACCUAGUGAGGCACUGGCUCACCCACACGGGGGAGAAGCCCUUCCAGUGCCCUCGGUGUGAGAAGAGCUUUGGCCGCAAGCAUCACCUGGACAGGCAUCUGUUGACCCACCAGGGACAAAGUCCCCGAAGCAGCUGGGACAGAGGGACAUCUGUCUUUUGAAAUACGUUUCUUCUACAGCUGUGAUUAAGUUUAUCAGCCGGUGCUACCAGCAGUCACUGCCAGAGCCGCGCCUCUCCUUGCAUCUCAGUGGCCAGAAUAGUGAACCCGGUCCUCGCCUAGAGAGAUGCUGUGGCAGCACUGGCAGGAGCGUUACUCAGCAGUUCUGUGAGAUAACACGCUCCAGCAGUGCUGUGUGCGCACAGAUUUGACGAACUGUGUGUGUGACGUGGGCCGAUACUGCAAGGGUACGAUGUUAGUAAUAGUUACAGCUGAGGUCAGUCUAGUUGGUUGGAGUCUAUGCCGUACCCAUUGUUAAAUAUUUUAGUACCAACCUUGCAAACUAAUUAUAUUCUCUCUAAAUAUGUGUAUGGAGAGAAAGACAAUUUUAUCAUAUUAAAGGCUCUGAAAACUUCGGCAGUAAACUAUUAAGUUUCUCUUAGUGAAAUAUGUCCUAAAUUUAUUUGACCUCAGCAUCCUAUUUUACAUCCCACAGAACUGGUGACUCCUUGAAGCACACUCUGGUGAACACUGAGUUACAAAGUAAUGAGAAAACAGUAAAGAGACAGUGAUCAUUCACUGGGGGGGGGGCCCCUUUAUGUUCCUGUGAAAGCCAAGGGGUCAGAUGUCAUCAUUCGUGUGUGGGUCCAUCACCAUACCUUAGUGUCCAUAUGUACAUCUGCUCUCAUCCCUACCUGCUGAAAAAGAUGAAGAAUGACCUUUCCAUUCCCCAUCCCACCCCGUUCUGCACAUCCUUAUACCCAGCUGAGAGAUUACGCUACAGUGCUGAAAGAUGGACCUACACCCCCGAGUAAUCCAGCCCUACACAGAAGAAAAGACUGACCGCUUGGACAGAGCCCGUCCUCUUGGCUGUGUUACGUGUCUGCGUCUCUGUGCGUAUGUGUGCAGGACCCUUGAAGAAAGCAUGCUAAGUGCAGAUUGUACGUGCUGGGUGUUCCGGGGGCUGCGUUCUGGGGAUGAGGGUAGUGGGGCUGUGUGGGGUUCUUUUGUUUUGUUUCAUGAUGGGAAGAAAUGGCAGUGGUGAAGGGUGCCUGAGUGGUUCAGUGGUAGGUGAAGUUGUGUAUACAGCUUUUCCCAGUACCAGUGAGAUCAGGACGCUGUAGAUGUGUACGUCUGUAUCUGAAUCUCUGGCUGCACGUUGUUUUACCUGGGAAGAGAGAGAGAGAAGUCUUUGUGCCGUGAGCUGUUCCUUGCUGACUUCAGGCAGGCGCGCGUAUGCGUGACGUUCGUGCCGAGCGGGGUAUGGUCUCGUCCUCAGUGCUGCAAAGUCAGCGAGGCAGCCACAGUGUGUGCCCGUUGUUGUCGUCGCUCCUGUUCGACUUGGAUCCCCUCAUCACGGGAGAAGUUAUUCUCAGAGAUCUCGUUCUCCCAGAAACAGAAUUCUAGGGGGAAAGCCUGCUGAGAUUUUCAGCAGAUGAGCUUUCUGGUUGGUUUUCCUCUAAAUCCUGGGAAAGUGUCCACACUAAAAACGCUCUUAUCUCUUAGGUGUCUGCGCUAAGACUCAUAUAAGAAUGCUAGCGUGUGUUCAGGAGUUGGUCGUUUCUCUCUGUUGAUGGUGGUGUUAGUGCCAGUCGGAUGACUUCAAGAUUGUCUUGUAUGUGUACGUGGCUUGGGUUAGAGAAGAAGACCAGCAAAGAGCAGGAGAGUGGGCUGUUUUCACUUUAACGCUUAGAUCCUGGUUUUUCUCCGAGAUCCUUGUUCCUCACCCAUAGUUGGUAGAAUUGGCCAGCGCGGCAAGAGGACGCAAGCUGCACAACCUAGCUUGGUGACCGUUCCGUGUGCUGAGGAGAAGCUGGGUGGGUCACAGCUCCUCAGGGCCCUGGGCUCAAAUGGAGUUGAAAAUAGGUUCACUUUGCUGACGGGGCUUCUUAAGACUUCAGCAGGCCUAGCUCCCCUCUGUCGCUGAGAGCAGCCUUCCCUCUUUGCCUGGAAUGUAAUUCUCUUGCUUAUGUUUCUUCCAGCAAAGGAAGAUGGCCAGCCCUGUGUAGACAGGCCCUUUCUGGGUCCUGAGAGGUGGGGGCAUUUUAGGAUCAGUAUUAGAAAAUGCUCAAGAAAAACAGGAAAAUACUGGGCUCUGGUGUUAAAGCUGGACCACGCCAUCUCUUUUACCCUCCCACUUUAAUACAGAUAUUUAAUACAAGUCAGCUCUACAUGCAGCUUUCUCUCGUGGAACCUGUUCUGGAUCACAUACCUGUUUGAGAAUCUGAUGGGAACCAGAAACCCAUGGUUGAGUAAAAUGGACAUUUUUGAUUCAGUCAGUAAACUGAAUUGAUUGUGUAUUUGUAUCAAGGAUUACAAGACAAAGGUCGCUAAAUGUCUUAAGGACUAAUAUCCAAGAGGCAUCAGGGUGUGAAGAUACAGUGUGGUCUUUAAGGACUAGAAGGAUGCUGCUUACAUGUUAUGUUUUUAAGGAAGAGCUGACAUGCUGGCAAACCCAUUUAACGUACUUUAAGAAUAUGCAGGGGGUGAUAUACCCGUGGUCAGGUACUCUUGAUGACGAUAUGUUAACCUCCAGAUUUUUAUGUUUUAGUAAUUGUGGAGAUGGAAAAUGACCUUCCUAAGUGUAAGUGCAGUUACAGCGCCCCGCGGAGAGGCAUCGUGGGGUCCGAGGGCCUUCUGCAGAAGGGGCAGUCCUUCGGGUCAUUUCUGGUGUACCAUUGUCUUCUCUACCUCGGUCCGACACCACAUUCUUUCGACAAAAAAAUAAAAUAAAGUAAAACAAGCAACA
Molecule: messenger RNA, 4808 nt
Organism: Chinchilla lanigera (long-tailed chinchilla)
Lineage: Eukaryota; Metazoa; Chordata; Mammalia; Rodentia; Chinchillidae
Gene: Znf641
Product: zinc finger protein 641
Biological process (GO): negative regulation of transcription by RNA polymerase II
Cellular component (GO): nucleoplasm
Molecular function (GO): DNA-binding transcription repressor activity, RNA polymerase II-specific
Source: RefSeq, a predicted model, not a curated record